AUGUUUUCUUGCAUGAGAAACUUCUUCCAGCGGUUCUGCUUCGAUGAGUUUCAGACUGAGAGCAUCAGCCAUGGAAGCUUCUUCUCGAGUGAUCUUCUUCCUUCUCUCGGUGCUAGAAUCAACCAGGCAACGAAGCUUCGGAAAUAUAUCAUUUCUCCCUAUAACCCCCGGUAUAGGGCUUGGGAGAUGUUACUUGUCGUCCUAGUCCUUUACUCGGCAUGGAUUAGCCCAUUCGAAUUUGCAUUUAUAACAUACAAGAAGGACGCCCUCUUCGUUGUGGAUCAUGUUGUGAAUACCUUCUUCGCUGUUGACAUUGUUCUCACUUUCUUCGUGGCGUACUUGGACAACCACACUUACCUUCUUGUCGAUGAUCCCAAGAAAAUUGCCAUCAGGUACCUGUCUACCUGGUUUCUUUUUGAUGUCUGUUCAACUGCACCCUUUCAGUCCAUCGGUCUUCUAUUCAUGAACAACGGUGGCCUUGGGUUCAAAGCACUCAGCAUGCUCAGAUUGUGGCGUCUCCGACGAGUCAGUGCUCUGUUUGCAAGACUAGAGAAGGACAUACGGUUCAACUAUUUUUGGACAAGGUGCACAAAGUUGAUAUCCGUAACCCUGUUUGCAGUCCACUGUGCUGGAUGCUUUAACUACUUAAUCGCCGAUCGAUACCCUGAUCCGCGGAAAACAUGGAUUGGUGCAGUAAACCCAAACUUCAAAGAGGACUCUCUCUGGGACAGAUAUGUCACUGCAAUGUAUUGGUCCAUCACAACAUUAACAACAACCGGUUACGGGGACUUGCACGCAGAAAACCCAAGGGAGAUGCUAUUUGACAUCUUCUACAUGCUUUUCAACCUAGGGCUCACAUCUUACCUCAUUGGGAAUAUGACGAACCUUGUGGUCCACUGGACAAGCCGCACCAGAAACUUUAGGGAUACGGUCAGGGCUGCUUCAGAGUUUGCAGCAAGGAACCAGCUGCCCCCUCAUAUACAGGAUCAGAUGCUAUCGCACCUUUGUCUUAAAUUCAAAACUGAAGGACUGAAGCAGCAAGAGACCUCAAAUGGCCUCCCAAAAGCCAUCCGUGCAAGCAUAUCGCACUGUUUAUUCUUGCCCAUUGUUCAGAAAGCCUACCUAUUCCAAGGGGUUUCUCAUGACUUCCUAUUCCAAUUGGUUCCAGAAAUGGAGGCAGAAUAUUUCCCACCAAAGCAGGAUAUACUAUUGCAGAACGAGGCCCCAACAGAUAUCUAUUUACUGGUCUCAGGGACAGCGGAUGUAAUAUCUAAACAUAACGGGCAUGAUCCGGUUAUUGUCAAGGCAACUUCAGGAGACCUUUUUGGUGAAAUUGGAGUUCUGUGUCAGAGGCCACAGCCAUAUACUGUCCGAACCAGAGAGAUAUCCCAGAUACUAAGGCUCAACAGAACUUCGCUUAUUAACACCAUACGGUCAAACAAGGAAGAUGGUCCCAUUAUAGUGAAGAACUUCUUCAUGAAACUGGAAGGGCCAGAAUGCGUAAAUGUUCCAUACCAGCAUUUUAAUCCAAGAUUUGUGCUCAAUGAGUGGCUUGACGAAGGACCAACUCAAAGAAGUCAUGAAAACUCCACAAGUCAAAGUUAUGCAGUAGGAGAUGACCAAACAAUGCCACAAGCAAGGGACAGGAACUUCUCAAAGUCCCAGGAAGUGCAAAAUGAUCACGUAACAAACUACGGCCAUUAUGCCACAUCCAUGGUAGAUAUAAACUCAACAAGUGAUGAUGGCCAAACAGGUCUACAUGAUGCUGUUUGCAAGGGACACAUAGAAAUGGUCAAGAUUCUUCUGGAAGGAGGAGCAAAUAUGCAUAAAUUGGAUGCUCGAGGUUGGACUCCAAAAGCUCUAGCAGAACACCAAGGGAGCAAAAGCAUGUAUGACCUCUUAGAUAGCUACGAACAGAGAAAGAUAGGAAAGGAGCAUAGAAUCGACUUAAGUGGUCCAGAAAUAGUCGGUACCAGCAUGCAUGAUGACCAAAACAAAGCAGAAAACCAUGGGGGCACUGGGUAUUUUAAAUAUCAUCCCAGCAAAGCAUCAGUCUCCGAGACAAGCCAGCACAAAUCUUACUCAGUUCAGGAAUCUACCAAGAAAAGAGUUACUAUCCACAUGCAGGUUCCAACUGGUAAAACAUCAACAAGACAACUUGGAAAGUUAAUAAUCCUGCCUGAUUCCAUCGAAGAACUACUCAGAGUUGCCGGUGAAAAGUUUGGAGGCAACCACCCUGCAAAAGUAGUUAAUGCAGAGAAUGCAGAAAUAGAUGACAUAAGUGUCAUCCGCGAAGGUGACCAUUUGUUUCUUCUUCAGAACAUGCAUGAAAAGAUGGAUUACAAAGUGACUUGACAACUUAUCAAUAGACAGUACUAUAAAUGAGAAAGAUCAA
Molecule: messenger RNA, 2395 nt
Organism: Punica granatum (pomegranate)
Lineage: Eukaryota; Viridiplantae; Streptophyta; Magnoliopsida; Myrtales; Lythraceae
Source: RefSeq, a predicted model, not a curated record